UCACACUUACCCCAAGCCGCAUGAAAAAGUUGAUGAAAAAAUAGAAAAGAGUUCUAACGUUUGCUGAAUAAAAUUAUUUUUAAUUAUUAAAUACUAAUAAAAAGAACAAAAUGGCACGAAAGAAUGCACAGGCGGAGGAUCUGUCGAACGUGGAGUUCGAGACAAGCGAGGAUGUUGAGGUGAUACCCACUUUCAACGCCAUGAACCUCAAAGAGGAGCUGCUACGCGGCAUUUACGCGUACGGUUUCGAAAAACCGUCUGCCAUUCAGCAACGUAGUAUUAAGCCAAUUGUUAAGGGACGCGAUGUUAUUGCUCAGGCCCAAUCGGGAACAGGCAAAACAGCCACUUUCUCUAUUUCAAUACUUCAGAGUCUGGACACAACGUUGCGUGAAACACAAGUGCUGUGUUUAUCGCCUACACGCGAGUUGGCUGUACAAAUUCAAAAGGUUAUUCUUGCGCUGGGCGAUAUGAUGAAUGUGCAGUGCCAUGUGUGCAUUGGAGGCACCAAUCUCGGCGAGGAUAUACGCAAAUUGGAUUAUGGUCAGCAUAUUGUUAGUGGCACACCUGGACGUGUCUUCGACAUGAUCAAGCGUCGCGUCCUACGCACAAGAGCCAUCAAGAUGCUGGUGCUCGAUGAAGCAGAUGAGAUGUUGAACAAGGGCUUCAAGGAACAAAUAUAUGACGUCUAUCGUUAUCUGCCGCCAGCCACACAGGUUGUGCUCAUUUCUGCCACACUUCCCCAUGAGAUUCUGGAAAUGACAUCCAAAUUCAUGACGGAUCCCAUUCGAAUUUUGGUCAAACGUGAUGAGUUGACUCUGGAAGGCAUCAAACAGUUCUUCGUUGCCGUCGAACGUGAAGAGUGGAAGUUUGAUACCCUUUGCGAUCUCUACGAUACGCUAACCAUCACCCAGGCGGUCAUCUUUUGCAACACCAAGCGUAAGGUGGACUGGUUGACCGAAAAGAUGCGUGAGGCCAACUUCACAGUCAGCUCCAUGCACGGCGAUAUGCCGCAAAAGGAGCGUGACGAGAUCAUGAAGGAGUUCCGUGCUGGUCAGUCGCGGGUCCUCAUCACAACCGAUGUCUGGGCGCGCGGUAUUGAUGUGCAGCAAGUGUCCCUGGUCAUCAACUAUGAUUUGCCCAACAAUCGUGAAUUGUACAUUCAUCGCAUUGGUCGCUCGGGUCGUUUUGGACGCAAAGGUGUUGCAAUUAACUUUGUCAAAUCGGAUGAUAUUCGUAUUCUUCGCGACAUUGAGCAAUAUUACUCUACACAAAUCGACGAGAUGCCCAUGAAUGUGGCGGAUUUGAUCUAAAAACAAAUGUCAUUUUCAACUAAUCUAAUUUUUACACAUUGUAAAAUCAUAACUCAACUUUUUCUUAGCAGUAAACGACAAAUGAAGUAAAUAGAAUACAAUAGAAAGAGUAUUUGUCAUUCAAUACACCAUAAUCUGUAUAUGUAAUAAACACAAA
Molecule: messenger RNA, 1467 nt
Organism: Drosophila albomicans
Lineage: Eukaryota; Metazoa; Arthropoda; Insecta; Diptera; Drosophilidae
Product: eukaryotic initiation factor 4A-III
Exons: 4
Coding region: 111-1310 (399 amino acids)
Cellular component (GO): catalytic step 2 spliceosome; nucleolus
Molecular function (GO): mRNA binding; ATP binding; RNA helicase activity
Source: RefSeq, a predicted model, not a curated record